Messenger RNA from Cryptotermes secundus, 1474 nucleotides. Its product is annotated as cell surface glycoprotein 1. NCBI's taxonomy places the organism in Eukaryota, Metazoa, Arthropoda, Insecta, Blattodea, Kalotermitidae. The transcript has 2 exons. Bases 256 to 1005 code for a protein of 249 amino acids. The record is from RefSeq and is a predicted model, not a curated record.
CCACAUAACAGACAUUUCUUAGAUCCUGAUACACUGAAAACAAUCAGUAAUGACAACAAGAUGGAGCCCGUCACAUUCAUUCUGGACUGCCUGUUGCUCCUGUACAAUCUGUUCCCAAAAGCAACGCUUGACUCUACAAGAGGAUUACAUUCCUGUUUCAGAAAUGUUUUAUAUACCUUACAAACUGGUUCUUCAGGAUAUACGAGUAAAGUGUGCGUACUCUGGCAAGUGUAUAUAUAAUAUGCAGCAUAUCAUAUGACGAAAAUUCUGAGAACCGCAAGAUACCCGAAGCCAUCAUCACAACCGCAAGAUACCCGAAGCCCACAACCGCAAGAUACCCGAAGCUAUCAUCACAACCGCAGGAUACCCGAAGCCAUCAUCACAACCGCAAGAUACCCGAAGCCAUCAUCACAACCGCAAGAUACCCGAAGCCCACAACCGCAAGAUACCCGAAGCUAUCAUCACAACCGCAGGAUACCCGAAGCCAUCAUCACAACCGCAAGAUACCCGAAGCCAUCAUCACAACCGCAAGAUACCCGAAGCCCACAACCGCAAGAUACCCGAAGCUAUCAUCACAACCGCAGGAUACCCGAAGCCAUCAUCACAACCGCAAGAUACCCGAAGCCAUCAUCACAACCGCAAGAUACCCGAAGCCCACAACCGCAAGAUACCCGAAGCUAUCAUCACAACCGCAGGAUACCCGAAGCCAUCAUCACAACCGCAAGAUACCCGAAGCCAUCAUCACAACCGCAAGAUACCCGAAGCCCACAACCGCAAGAUACCCGAAGCUAUCAUCACAACCGCAGGAUACCCGAAGCCAUCAUCACAACCGCAAGAUACCCGAAGCCAUCAUCACAACCGCAAGAUACCCGAAGCCCACAACCGCAAGAUACCCGAAGCUAUCAUCACAACCGCAGGAUACCCGAAGCCAUCAUCACAACCGCAAGAUACCCGAAGCCAUCAUCACAACCGCAAGAUACCCGAAGCCAUCAUCACGUUAGGUGAUUAAUAAUUUGGAAGGAUUUACUGCCAUGAGAAACCCAACGUAAAAUAUUUAUCUUUCCAAUACCAUCUCACUCUUCCCCGAAUUUAAGGUAAAAUCCAUCUAAAAGAGCUUGGGAUGUGUGUCAUCUGACAGAAUUGCAGACCGUUACAUCACUGUACAUUGUUGCUAGAUUCUAUUUUGAACAAACUUCCGGUAUUCAUGCACAGGUCUCAUAUGGAAACAUACAGAAGAGGAACGUCGGUAAACUUAUACCAGACUACACGGCGGCACAUCUAGACCAGAGUGCAUAACUUUGUCACAGCCGCGAAAAUCUUAAUUCUCACUGUAAUAUAGAGCGUUACUGCUUGUGCCAUCGGAGAAUGUAUUCAUGGUGAAACUGUAAAGGGUUACCCAUUAUUAAUACUUUCCUUGAAUGAAGUUUACUGUACGCUUGAAGUAGCAUUGUUAAUAAAUUACUUUCAUUGUGAA